Clupea harengus (Atlantic herring) is the source of this 1869-nucleotide messenger RNA. It is a transcript of the gene golph3l, whose product is annotated as golgi phosphoprotein 3 like. Gene Ontology annotation, cellular component: Golgi cisterna; cytosol; trans-Golgi network. Lineage: Eukaryota; Metazoa; Chordata; Actinopteri; Clupeiformes; Clupeidae. Gene Ontology annotation, molecular function: phosphatidylinositol-4-phosphate binding. Gene Ontology annotation, biological process: Golgi organization; Golgi to plasma membrane protein transport; retrograde vesicle-mediated transport, Golgi to endoplasmic reticulum. The record is from RefSeq and is a predicted model, not a curated record.
ACUUUUCACAUCACAUCACCGAGGCAGUAUACACUUGCUCUAGUUGUCUGGCAGUGGCAACAGUGACACAUAUUUCUACCUGUCCUCACACGGUGAGCAGGUGACUUCUUCUUGCAACCGGACAUCCAUUUCCCUGCCAAAGCUAAGUUUGCCGGGUAAGGUUAUUUGGAGGGAUCAGGGAAUAUUUAUCUCUUCUCGCUUUAUUCUGUUGAGCUCAGGUGGUCCUGGCUGUCAGGAUGACCACCCUCACCCAUCGAGGCAAGCGUGCGGACACGUCAACGGUUGACAGGAACGAUCUAGAGGAUGAAGACACUCAGGGUGGGACUCACUCUGAGGAAGAGAAUGACUAUGACUCCAAGGCCCUUCGGCUGACGCUUAUGGAGGAGAUCUUGCUGUUGGGCCUUAAAGACAAAGAGGGCUAUACGUCGUUCUGGAACGACAGCAUCUCUUCUGGGCUGCGGGGCGGCAUCAUCAUUGAGCUGGCCAUCAGAGGGCGCAUUUAUCUGGAGCCAACUACCAUGAGGAAGAAGAGCCUCCUGAACCGCAAGGUGUUGGUGCGGUCAGAGGCUCCCACGGGGGACGUGCUGCUGGAUGAAGCCCUGAAGCACAUCAAAGCCACGCAGCCCCCCGAGGGUGUGGCCAGCUGGAUCCAGUUACUGACAGGCGAGACGUGGAACCCCAUGAGGAUGCACUUCCAGAUGCGGAACGUGCGCGAGCGUCUGGCCAAGAGCCUGGUGGAGAAGGGCGUGCUGACCACCGAGAAGCAGAACUUCCUGCUCUUCGACAUGACCACGCACCCGCUGAGCAACACCAGCCAUAAGGAGCAGCUGGUGGUGCGGAUCCAGGAAAGCCUGCUGGAGCGCUGGGCCGGCGAGCCCCAGCGACUGGCCCGCCGGGUCCUGGCGCUGCUGGUGCUGGCCCACGCCUCAGACGUGCUUGACGGGAGCCUGAGCACGCUGUCGGACGAGCAGUACGAGAUGGCCACAACGCGCUCCAAGGCCGUGCUGGAGAGCGAGCCCAACACACAGGCGGGCAAGAGCUCCUCGCCUGCCGAUGAGGUGAUCUGGGCCGUCUUGGCCGCUUCCAACAUCUGAGGAGGGAUCUCUGCAUGUGUGGGUGUGUGUGGGGAAGUGGUAGUUGAAGUGGCUUUUCCCUUCCCAAAACGUAACUCCAAGUGGCAAUGCACUCCUGCACUCUGUUUGGCUGCGGGUCUACCAAUGUCUUGGUAGUGCUCAUCCAGGAGAUGAAGCUACCAGAAGAGGAGAAUGAAGGAUUGAGAGGUGUGUUUGUGGGUUUUUUUUUUUUUUUUAAAUGAGGUAAUUUAUUUUUCUAUUCAUGAUCUGGGGUCUUGGGGGUCCUUUCAGCUCUGAAGAAUGUACCAAUGUAAAGCUUUUAUAUUUCUGCACCAUUAUAGACUGUAUAUAGGUAAAGCUUUUCUAGGGGCCUUUUGUAUGAUUAUUAUUCUGUUUACUACAUUAUAUUUAUGUUGAGGGCAAAGUCACUUUCCUCAUCGUACGAAUCACUCCCCAGCUGGAGAUGACGUGGAUCAUAACUAGUACUGUCGUUUUGUAUCAACAAUCCAGCAUUUUUUUUUUUUUUCUGUCAAACCCUGUCUAAACAGAAACAAAAAAAGAUGAACACCAAUGUCACACUUAUAACAGAUCUACUGGAAGAGAUAUUACAUUUGUGAAAAAUGUUUUUUUGGGGCUUUAGAUACAUGCAUCUUCUCUUGUUUUCAAAGGAAGGCAGAACAAGCUGUGUUUGGCAUAAAUACUUAACAGCUACAUGACAACUUGGGACACUUAAAAGCUGAAUGCUCUGCAUGUCUGAUUCUUUCAAAGUCAGUAAAGCUUGUAUUUUGGAAUGUCA